Molecule: messenger RNA, 1129 nt
Organism: Drosophila rhopaloa
Lineage: Eukaryota; Metazoa; Arthropoda; Insecta; Diptera; Drosophilidae
Product: glycoprotein-N-acetylgalactosamine 3-beta-galactosyltransferase 1
Exons: 3
Coding region: 108-1118 (336 amino acids)
Cellular component (GO): membrane
Molecular function (GO): N-acetylgalactosaminide beta-1,3-galactosyltransferase activity
Source: RefSeq, a predicted model, not a curated record
AGACUUCACGCACUCUCUAAUUGGAAAGUCGAAAUGAAUUUUCUGCACCAGUUAGUCACAGCGUGGGAUCUCUAAAUAGCUAGACAACGCUGCCUUAUUAGUUUAAAAUGAUCCUGGUAAUGAUUCGGAACAUAGUGUUCUUAGUAUUAGGCAUAAUUAUAGGCGUGCGACUCACGGACUUGGUUGGCUAUCUGAAACUCAACGAUUUGAGGGCAAGUGAAAAGGCGGCGCUUCUGACAUAUCCGGUGGCAACGGAGGAGCACCUGGCCAUCUGGCUGAGACGGGAGGUGCGAAUACUCUGCCUGGUGCUCACCAUGCCAUCUGCUCACAGGACGAAGGCAGCUCGUGUGAAUCGAACAUGGGGCGCCCGCUGCAAUAAGCUGAUCUUCAUGAGCACCAAAACGGAUCCCCACCUGAAUAUUCUCAAGAUUAACAUUUCCGAAUCGCGGAGUAAUCUGUACGCGAAAGUACGCACAGGAAUGUCGUAUGUCCACAAGCAUCACUUGAAUGAUUACGACUGGUUUGUGAAGGCCGAUGAUGACACAUACAUUGUGAUGGAGAAUCUGCGUCUGUUCCUUUAUCCCUACGACCCCGAAUCGUCUGUGUACUUUGGCUGCCGCUUCAAGUCGUCCUAUUCCCAGGGUUACAUGUCCGGUGGUGGGGGAUAUGUGCUCAGCCGGGACGCACUUCGUCGCCUGAAUUUGUUUGCCCUGAACAGCACCACCACCUGCAAGCUGAACGGUGAUUCUGAGGACCUUCAGAUUGGACACUGCCUGCAGGACGUGGGUGUGAUAGCGGGUGAUACGCGGGACUUUCAAGGACAUCACCGCUUCCUGCCCAUCAGUCCGUGGGAUUUAAUUCCCUCCAUCGGAGUUGGUUCUUGGACGGAUGGCUACUUCUUUCACAAGCCAAAUAGAAGCGACUGCUGCUCUGCAUCGGCCAUAACCUUUCAUUAUGUCAAAGACGUCGAGUUUGAGUUUUUUGAAUUCUUUCUGUAUUACCUGAGGGUCUUUGGACUACACAGGACCCAAAGGGCACUACCAUCGCGUUUGGGCUUCAGGCAGAUGAACGAGCGUCUGCAAUACUGGUCCCACCAAGUCACCGACAAUAAAGGAUAGCAAACAAUAAA